GUCGUCAACCUCGUGAGAUACCCCAGCGCCGCGGUGCGUAACAUGGGUCUUGGGAUCCUAGAGCCCCACACGGACGAGCCCGUCCCCGGGACGGUCCAUCUACAAGCGGAAGCCGGGAGACGCCUCCGGAAUCGGUCUCGUUUGAAGCAUGGAACGGGACGCCAUGCGGAUAUCGUCCUCGCACCGCAGCCCUCCGACUCCCCGAACGAUCCUUUGAACUGGUCUCGGGCUAGGAAGCUCUACACGUCCAUCUUCCUCAGCAUCGGCACCGGGUUAAUGGCGGGAACUCACAAUUUCGUCAACCCCGCAAAUUCUCAGCUCGCGAAGACGUUCCAGACCAACAUAUCUACCAUAUCGCAAAGCGUCAGCAUUGUCUUGCUAACUCUGGGAAUCAGUGCGGUGUUCUCAAGCCCUCUUGCUCGCAUCUGGGGUAAGCGGCCCGUCAUCCUAGUCGGCAACGCCCUGGCUACCAUCGGAUACGUAAUCGCCGUUUCUAAGCCGGGGAAUCUUACGGCACUGUACGUCGGGCGAGCGAUCCACGGAUUGGGAAUUUCGCCGCUGGAAUAUCUAGUCAGCUCCAGUGUCGGCGACUUAUUCUUCGUCCACGAGCGUGGGGUCCACCUGGCGCUGUGGCAUUACGCUCUCUCGGGAGGCAAUGCUAUCGGCCAGGUGAUCGGAACGCAGAUACUAGCUGCGCAGGGUUGGCUUUGGCCGUUCUACUAUACAAUCAUCGCCUUCGCAUUGUACACCAUCAUAUACUUAUUCACUUGCCCGGAGACUACGUACAACCGCCCGCACUGGCUUGACAUCGAUAUCGAGGAGGAAGUGGCAGAAAAUAGUAGUCUCGAAGGUGGAGGCUCGGGCGACAAGUCGGAUAAUAAUAGGGUUGCCAGCCAGAAGAGCAGCAACCCCGUGACAACAGAGGUCCGAGAUUUCGAGGGGGGGGGCUCUUCGGACGCGCCGAUAUCCUACUGGCAGGGCCUCAAGAUUUACAAUCGCAGGUUUAGCGACGAGUCACCCGUGCGCUCUCUGCUCACACCGUGGACUGCGUUUAUGCUUCCGGCGGUCAGCUGGGCCGGGUUCUCCUACGGCUGUUCCGUCGCCUUUUCCGCGUCCUUCUCAGUAGCGCUGGGCCAAAUUUUCACGAAGCCGCCGUACAACCUUACCACCUCGCAAGUCGGGCUGUCGGCUUUUUCCUCCUUCAUCGCCGCGACUCUGGGCAACGCCAUCCCCGGCCCUGUGUGCGACUGGCUGGUGAAGUUUCUCUCUAGGAAAAACAAGGGUGUGUACGAGCCGGAAUUCCGGCUCAUCUUGUCGGUCCCAUCCCUGAUUCUCGGCCUGAUGGGGUUCUGGGGCUUCGGGUUAUCACUGGAGGGAAAGUCGGACUUCAUGGUUCCGGUAUUCUUCUACGGUCUCUCCGUCUUUGCGGGGUCGAUCAACUCGCUCAUCUCGAAUGCGUACCUGCUCGACUGCCACCGGCCCCAAGCGCAAGACGGCUACGCAGCGGUCACGAUCACGCGCGGCGUAUACUCGUUCGCCAUGACUUUCGUCAUCAACGGUUGGUUGUCACGCGACGGGUACAAGGUGGUGUACUUUUGGAUCGGGUUCCUCCACGGCCUCAGCUGUAUCAUCGGAAUAGCUCUCUACUUUUUCGGGAAGAAGGCAAGUCCCCUGGCUGGUGCGGAAGGCCUCGUCCGCUACGCGGUUGCGAAGAACAAGUUCAUCCAGAGCAGAAUCGCGACGAGGAAAAUUAUUUAA
Molecule: messenger RNA, 1758 nt
Organism: Durotheca rogersii
Lineage: Eukaryota; Fungi; Ascomycota; Sordariomycetes; Xylariales; Xylariaceae
Product: MFS general substrate transporter
Exons: 3
Coding region: 43-1758 (571 amino acids)
Biological process (GO): transmembrane transport
Molecular function (GO): transmembrane transporter activity
Source: RefSeq, a predicted model, not a curated record